This is a messenger RNA of Homalodisca vitripennis (glassy-winged sharpshooter), 637 nucleotides long. RefSeq lists its product as uncharacterized. NCBI's taxonomy places the organism in Eukaryota, Metazoa, Arthropoda, Insecta, Hemiptera, Cicadellidae. The transcript is spliced from 2 exons. The record is from RefSeq and is a predicted model, not a curated record. Bases 194 to 562 code for a protein of 122 amino acids.
AUUGUCACGAAGUCGUGCCCAGCCGUGGUGUGGGCCAGAGCCUCCGUCUUCUAACAUGUUACCGACAACAAACACAUCUGGCCACAAAAUGAUUGUAAUUUUAUUAUAUUUUUUACAUUUUAUUUGAUAGUAGAUACCUAUAAAUAUCGCUCAAAUCUAUAAAUUAGGUUCACUGAUUACAUCACAAACGAAGAUGGCGCCUUCGAGAGUGUCUCGAUCAGAGAUCCAAAAACUGCGCACGAAACAGACUUCAUUCCAGCUAGAAUUUCCAGAACUGUUCAAAAGUGACAGCAGCAUCUACCCCAGCUACAGUAGAUUGAGAAUCCCUUACCGAGUGAUAUGCCGCAUGCGGAAGGAUGCCUACGCUACCGUCCAGGCGCGGCGGAUGCAGGCCGAGAUAGACGAACUGGCCCUGAGGCACAACCGGGCAUGGGAUGGCGUGCGUAUAGACCGAAUCUUUAGCUGGGGGUUCAGACCUGGGGGCCUGCCCGCCGUACCCAAGGUGCCCGACCCUCUCACCUCCAAGGAGCGCCAGAGGCUCUACAGAAUACUCUACUCGUAGUACAAUACAACAAGCAAUAUCAUGUGACCUGACCUGAGUACACUCAACUGUUAAUAAAGUACACUGUUCAAACCA